CAAGACAUUAUUCAACACUCUUGGUCAAAUAUUCAUCAGCUUAAAGUUCUUCAAAACCUUCCUUUUUAGUUACGUGCAUUGGUCUUCAAAGAUGGGUAUCCAAUUGGUCGGACUGUCUCAAGCAAAGCAAAAGCUUCAAAGAAGCUUAUCGGCGAGAAUCGCAAGCCUCUUGGCAACGUCAGGUACUAAUAAUGUCCCAAAGGGUCAUGUGGCCGUUUAUGUUGGGGAGACGUAUCAAAGGAGGAGGUUUGUGAUACCUAUAUCGUAUUUAAACCACCCAUUGUUCCAAGGUUUGCUGAACCUUGCGGAAGAAGAGUUCGGGUUCGACCAUCCCAUGGGAGGUCUCACCAUUCCAUGCACUGAAGAUUACUUCACUGCUCUAGCUUCUAUACUAAAUGGUUCAUGAUAAGGGAGCUCAUUGAUCAUCAUUCAUUAAUUAAGUUUCUUUAUACAAAGAUGUCUAUGUUUAUUUUUUUUGUGUUUCUAAAAUGUAUUUAAGGAGAGAAAGAAUAACUCGAGACUGAGAUACUAAGUGAGUCUCUUUCAAAUUUUGAUCUAUAAUGAUCUUGUGGGUUCUUUUAACCAUUGCUCUUGUAAAGAAUUCACCUUCUAAAAAAUUAAU
Molecule: messenger RNA, 622 nt
Organism: Capsella rubella
Lineage: Eukaryota; Viridiplantae; Streptophyta; Magnoliopsida; Brassicales; Brassicaceae
Product: auxin-induced protein 15A
Exons: 1
Coding region: 92-406 (104 amino acids)
Biological process (GO): response to auxin
Source: RefSeq, a predicted model, not a curated record